Molecule: messenger RNA, 1368 nt
Organism: Trifolium pratense (red clover)
Lineage: Eukaryota; Viridiplantae; Streptophyta; Magnoliopsida; Fabales; Fabaceae
Exons: 3
Coding region: 184-1161 (325 amino acids)
Biological process (GO): arachidonate secretion; phospholipid metabolic process
Molecular function (GO): A2-type glycerophospholipase activity
Source: RefSeq, a predicted model, not a curated record
GUUACCUUAUCUUACCUUACCUUACCGUGCCAAGCUCCUUUAUGUUGGCGGGUCCCAUACACACACACCGCAAUUCAGUCCUUCAUUCCAUCUCCUCUCCUCUCCACCACAACAAUCACAAAUAACAAGAUUUUCUGUUGUGGUGGCUAUUUGUGUAAUUUGGUGGUACAAUUUUUAUACACCAUGAACUUCAAGUUUCUUGGUGACAUUCCCAUCCCUUGGGUUAAACCUCAGAGUAACCAAGACUCGGCGACACAUUCAGUUCAAACCAAAGCUUUUGCUUCACUAGCCAAACAAGAAACAUUUGGUAUUGAUCCCAAGGAUCCGACUCAUUCAGUUCAAACCAAAGCUUUUGCUUUACAAGCCAAACAAGAAACAUUUGGUAUUGAUCCCAAGGAUCCGACUCAUUCAGUUCAAACCAAAGCUUUUGCUUUACAAGCCAAACAAGAAACAUUUGGUAUUGAUCCCAAGGAUCCGACUCUUUCAGUUCAAACCAAAGCUUUUGCUUCACAAGUGAAACAAGAAUCAUCUGGUAUUGAUCCCAAGGAUCCCAAGUUGUCAGGGUGGCCAUUGUCCUUCCUUUCAUUGUUUCCAUGGGCAAAUAAUGCGGGAGAGAAGUUCCAAAGACCAACUACUAUCAACAAAGCGCUGAAGAGACAUGCACAAAAUAAUCAAAAUGUUGUUGGAAAAGAUAACCUGGCUAGCCCUUUGCGUUUUAGGCCGUAUGUUUGUAAGGUUCCAUGGCAUACUGGGGUUAGAGCAUAUUUUUCUCAGUUGUUCCCAAGAUAUGGACAUUACUGUGGACCAAAUUGGUCAAGCGGGAAAGAUGGAGGAUCUCUUGUUUGGGACAAGCGGCCAAUUGAUUGGUUAGAUUACUGCUGUUAUUGCCAUGAUAUAGGAUAUGAUACUCAUGAUCAAGCUAAGCUGUUGAAGGCUGAUUUAGCCUUUCUCGAGUGCCUAGAGAAUCGGCAUGUUAUGCGUACUAAAGGAGACCCUCAUGUUGCUCAUCUUUACAAGACAAUGUGCAUUAAUGGUCUUAAGAGUUUUCUAAUACCUUAUAGAACAAGUCUCGUAAGUCUACAACAGUCUGGUGGAACUUUGAUUCAGUUUGGAUGGCUAAGCAAUUUGAGAUGGAGGAGUUGGAACUAUCAAAAAGAAUGAAAAUUUAGUAAUAAUCUUCUUUGUUCCUUUUUCAAGAGUAUGCUUCUUAUAAUCUUUUUGUAUAUAAUAAUAUAUCCUAUCCCUUGGUUGUUUGUAAAUUGUGACCAGUGGACAGUGGUUGUGCUUGAUACAUUUUCAAUUAACAAGAUUGCCUAUGGUGGUAUAAUGAUCUUCAUGUCAUGCCACAUAGUAACUUUGUUAUGAAAA